This is a messenger RNA of Microcebus murinus (gray mouse lemur), 1767 nucleotides long. RefSeq names its product solute carrier family 46 member 3 (gene SLC46A3). Gene Ontology annotation, biological process: vacuolar transmembrane transport. Gene Ontology annotation, cellular component: lysosomal membrane. The record is from RefSeq and is a predicted model, not a curated record. Gene Ontology annotation, molecular function: transmembrane transporter activity. Lineage: Eukaryota; Metazoa; Chordata; Mammalia; Primates; Cheirogaleidae.
CCGCGGCGAGCGCCGCAGGUGCCACUCCGGAGCGGAAGCGCGCUCGCCGGGUUUGCUGUCACACGGGGCUAGAGUUUCCCCGGCUGGCGCAGCCGGGCGGAUUCGCGGGCACGUCUCCUCCCCGCCCCGGCCGCGUAGCCGCGUGCCCGUCCCCGCGGCGGCCCCAGCCCCGAGGGCGCCCGGCACCCACCCGCGAAAGGGGUCGGACCUGCGCGCGGCCUGGCAGCAGGACUGUCUUCGUGGGAAUUCAGCUACCUACGCAAGCAAUAUGAAGAUUUUAUUUGUAGAACCUGCCAUUUUCCUUAAUGCGUUUGCUCUAGCCUUGACCACUCCACUGACAACACAAUAUGUUUAUAGGAGAAUAUGGGAAGAAACAAGCAACUACAGUUUUUCAUUUGAUAGCAAUAUUUCUGAGUGUGACAAAAACAAAAGCAGCCCGUUUUUUGCAUUCCAGGAGGAAGUUCAGAGAAAAGCAUCUCUUUUUGGUCUGCAGAUGGACAUAAGUGGGUUAAUUCCUGGUCUAAUGUCUACGUUCAUACUUUUGUCUAAUAGUGAUCACUAUGGACGAAAACUCCCCAUGAUUUUGUCUUCUGUUGGUGGUCUUGCAACCAGCAUUUGGCUCUGUUUGCUUUGCUAUUUUGCCUUUCCAUUCCAGCUUUUGAUUGCAUCUACCUUCAUUGGUGCAUUUUGUGGCAAUUUUACCACAUUUUUUGGAGCCUCCCUUGCCUAUAUAGUCGACCAGUGUAAAGAACACAAACAAAAAACAAUUCGAAUAGCUAUAGUUGACUUUAUACUUGGAGUUGUUACUGGACUAACAGGACUGUCAUCUGGCUAUUUUAUUAGAGAACUAGGUUUUGUGUGGUCGUUUUUCAUUAUUGCUGUGGCUGUUGCUGUUAACUUGAUCUAUAUUUCGUUUUUUCUUAGUGAUCCAAUGAAAGAGUCUUCAUCUCAGAAUGUUACUAUGACAUGUGGUGAAGGCUUUAAAAACCUAUUUUACCGAACUUACAUGCUUUUUAAAAAUGCUUCUGGUACGCAACGGUAUGUGCUCUGUUUGUUGCUUUUUACGGUGAUGACUUAUUAUUUCAUGGUCAUUGGCAUUUCCCCAGUUUUUAUCCUUUAUGAAUUGAAUUCACCGCUCUGCUGGAAUGAAGUUUUUAUAGGUUAUGGGUCAGCUUUGGGCAGUGCCACUUUUUUGAGUAGCUUCCUAGGAAUAUGGUUUUUUUCGUAUUGUAUGGAAGAUAUUCAUAUGGCCUUCAUUGGGAUUGUUACCACCAUGGCAGGAAUGGCUAUCACUGCUUUUGCCAGGACAACACUGAUGAUGUUUCUCGCCAGGAUACCAUUCCUUUUCGUUAUUGUGCCGCUGUCUGUUCUACGCUCCAUGUUGUCAAAAGUGGUUCGUUCUACUGAACAAGGUACCCUGUUUGCUUGUAUUGCUUUCUUAGAAACACUUGGCGGAGUCGCUGCAGUUUCUAUUUUUAACGGAAUUUAUUCGGCCACUGUAGCUUGGUACCCCGGCUUCAUUUUCCUGCUGUCUGCCGGUCUAUUGCUAAUUCCCGCGAUCAGUCUGUGUGUUGUCAAGUGCACCGGCUGGAACGAGGGCAGCUAUGGACAUCUUAUACAGGAGGAACCGAGUGAAGAUGCUUCAGACAGAUGAUUGGGAUCUUUUAAAACAAAGCCAUCAAUACACAUAUCAUCUACUGUGAUUCUGAAGACUGUAAACUAGCUCCACAAUCAGUGCUUCAUCAAUAAUCAAUGUGACACACCCUU